UCCUGACAGCAGCACGAGCGAUGCGAGUCGAGGGCUGCGAGGAAACAGACUAAAAAAAAACACAAACACCUCGGCCGAGUCUCGUUUUGUUUUCAGCGGAGUGAAAAGCAACACAGCGCAGCGAGCAUGUCGGUGCUAGCUCUGCAAGAGUACGAAUUCGAGAGACAGUUCAAUGAGGACGAAGCCAUACGAUGGAUGCAGGAGAACUGGAAGAAGUCCUUUCUCUUUUCUGCACUCUACGCUGCCUGUAUCCUCGGUGGCCGCCAUGUCAUGAAACAGAGGGAGAAGUUUGAGCUGAGGAAACCGCUGGUGCUAUGGUCGCUCACACUUGCUGUAUUCAGUAUAUUUGGUGCCAUCCGUACUGGGAGUUACAUGAUGUACAUCCUGAUGACGAAAGGGCUUAAACAGUCAGUUUGUGACCAGAGCUUUUACAACGGGCCUGUCAGCAAGUUCUGGGCAUAUGCCUUUGUACUUAGUAAAGCACCAGAACUGGGUGACACUCUGUUCAUCGUCCUGAGGAAACAGAAGCUCAUCUUCCUUCACUGGUAUCACCACAUCACCGUGUUGCUCUACUCUUGGUACUCCUAUAAAGACAUGGUGGCCGGUGGCGGAUGGUUCAUGACCAUGAACUAUUUGGUCCACGCCGUCAUGUACUCUUAUUACGCCUUGCGGGCGGCUGGCUUCAAGGUGUCGCGCAAUUUCGCCAUGUUCAUCACACUCACCCAGAUCACCCAGAUGCUGAUGGGUUGUGUGGUUAACUACCUGGUGUACUCAUGGAUGCAGCAGGGCCAGGAGUGUCCAUCCCACAUGCAGAACAUUGUGUGGUCCUCUCUCAUGUACCUCAGCUACUUUGUGCUCUUUGUCCAGUUCUUCAUCGAGGCCUACUUCAGCAAGUCCAAAUCAUCGGCUGCGGCUGUCACCAAGAAGAGCGAGUAAAAAACAAAAAUGCCAUUAGUAUGGGAAGAAGGGAGAGAUUAUAAAGAAAAGGGAGGUGGGGAUGGAGAGCAGGUUCCAGUGACUUGAGAGAAUCUGUUAGGGUUGGGUAAGGGUUGUUGGAAUGAAAGAUGGAUGAUGGAGAGG
Molecule: messenger RNA, 1080 nt
Organism: Scomber japonicus (chub mackerel)
Lineage: Eukaryota; Metazoa; Chordata; Actinopteri; Scombriformes; Scombridae
Gene: elovl6
Product: ELOVL fatty acid elongase 6
Exons: 4
Coding region: 127-936 (269 amino acids)
Biological process (GO): fatty acid elongation, polyunsaturated fatty acid; fatty acid elongation, saturated fatty acid; very long-chain fatty acid biosynthetic process
Cellular component (GO): endoplasmic reticulum; endoplasmic reticulum membrane
Molecular function (GO): fatty acid elongase activity
Source: RefSeq, a predicted model, not a curated record